Drosophila ananassae is the source of this 2137-nucleotide messenger RNA. RefSeq names its product death-associated inhibitor of apoptosis 2 (gene Diap2). The transcript is spliced from 3 exons. Gene Ontology annotation, biological process: regulation of cell cycle. The coding region runs from base 166 to 1659 and encodes 497 amino acids. NCBI's taxonomy places the organism in Eukaryota, Metazoa, Arthropoda, Insecta, Diptera, Drosophilidae. Gene Ontology annotation, cellular component: spindle microtubule; cytoplasm; nucleus. The record is from RefSeq and is a predicted model, not a curated record.
AUUUUUUACUACCUGAUUGCUAUCCACACAGGAGAUCAAUAAGUUUACUAAUUUUUUUGCCUUGUUUUGUUUCUGCUCAUCACACCAGGAAUUGCCCUGCCCGCUUUUCGGGGAAUUCAGCUGGUGUGGGAUUACAUCAUUGGUGGCGUAAGAUUGACCCACACGAUGACGGAGCCUCGCCUGGAGUUGGAGAGCGUACGCCUGACCACCUUCGGGGAAUGGCCAUUAAACGCCCCAGUUUCCGCGGAGGACUUGGUUGUCAACGGAUUCUUCGCCACUGGCAAUUGGCUGGAAGCCGAGUGCAACUGGUGCCACGUGCGCAUCGACCGGUGGGAGUACGGCGAUCAGGUGGCGGAGCGCCAUCGUCGCUGCUCCCCCAUCUGCUCAAUGGUACUGGCCCCCAAUCACUGCGGAAACGUGCCUCGGGGUCAAGAGAGCGACCAGGAGGGCAACAAUGUCGUGGACAGUCCCCAGUGUGCCUGCCCCGACUUGCUGUUGGAGGCAAACCGCUUAGAGACCUUCAAGAACUGGCCAAAUCCCAAUAUUACACCCCAGGCCUUGGCAAAAGCUGGCUUCUACUACCUAAACCGACUGGAUCAUGUGAAAUGCGUCUGGUGCAACGGAGUGAUUGCCAAGUGGGAAAAAAAUGAUAAUGCGUUCGACGAACACCGACGCUUUUUCCCCCACUGUCCUCGGGUGCAGAUGGGACCACUUAUAGAAUUCGCUACAGGAAAGAAUUUGGAUGAGUUGGGGAUCCAGCCCACUAGCCAGCCCCAGCGUCCAAAGUACGCUUGCAUUGAUGCCCGACUGAGGACAUUUUCAGACUGGCCCAUUGCGAAUAUUCAACCGGCGGAUGCACUAGCCCAGGCUGGACUGUACUACCAGAAAAUAGGCGACCAGGUUCGCUGUUUCCACUGCAAUAUCGGCCUGCGUUCCUGGCAAAAGGAGGACGAGCCAUGGCACGAGCACGCCAAGUGGUCGCCCAAGUGCCAAUUCGUUUUGUUGGCCAAAGGUCCCACCUAUGUGCAGGAAGUGCGAGAGGCAGCAGCGGCUAGUGCCAGAUCUCCAGAAGCUACGGCUCCUGCUCCCUUGCUCCAGGCAGAGGUCCUAAUGGACGAAGCACCGGCUAAGGAAGCCUUGGCCUUGGGUAUUGAUGGUGGAGUGGUCCGCAACGCCAUACAGCGAAAGCUUUCCAGCUCAGGCUGCGCCUUCGCCACUCUGGACGAGCUGCUUCAUGCAAUUUUCGACGAAGCAGGCGCCGAAGCUGCUCUAGAGGUUAGGGAGCCGCCAGAACCCAGUGCGCCCUUUGCGCCGGAUAGCUGCCAAGCCACCACCAGCAAGGCAGCAUCUAUAAACUCCGAUUCCGCACCAGCAGUGCCACAGGCUCCUGUCCCCGUGUCCGUGCAGGAAGUAACAAGCCUAGCGGAGCAAAUGCAACAAACAUCAAUGGCCGCGCCAAAUGGAAACUUGUCGUUGGAAGAGGAAAAUCGCCAGCUGAAGGACGCGCGACUCUGUAAAGUGUGCCUGGACGAGGAGGUUGGUGUAGUGUUUCUGCCUUGUGGACACUUGGCUACAUGUAAUCAAUGCGCCCCCAGCGUAGCCAAUUGUCCCAUGUGUCGGGCAGACAUUAAAGGAUUUGUACGCACUUUCCUAUCGUAAAACUGUUAUGCACAUCAGUUAGUUUUUAUAUUAAAUGAUUGUUUUUAUUCUUCGAGACAAACCAAUACGCCAAUGCCUGUGAUUCGUGCAGGCAGUUACAGUUCAAAUAAUCCGGUGAUUAGCUAAUGAAAUACCUUUGAUCGUCUACUAGUACUUGCAUAAGCUGUUAUCAUUACUAAUUAUAUCACUUUGUGUCCAAGAGAGCUCAACCUGUUGGACGGUUGGCAGGCAAGCGCCCCUCCUAAGAUAUAGCCUCCGGAUCAAAUUGUUGUCCUCGUCGAGGGACGGGUUCGCCUCUACAUAUGGACCCUGGAACGGACUUUUCUUCAGGAGGCACCAGCGCUGAUACUACCGUCCUCGGAGGGUAUUCACCGCUUCAGUAGCAUUAAAGAACGGCGUUCUGAAACAACAGGGCUACGAGGAACAAAUUUGUUAGUCAAAGAAACUAUUGUAAAAUUACAAAGGGUUAAUCCUACUA